UGUGCGGCGCCUCCCGCCCCCCCCCUUCCUCUCCCCCGGCUGCCGCCAUUCCAGCUGCCUUUCCCGGGCUGAGGCGCGGGCCGAGCGGCGGGUAUGGGCAGCGCGGGAUCACUGACUGGCCAACGGCAGAGCUCAGGCUGCUGCUGCUGCUGUGAGGGGGCAGAGGGAGAGAGGAAGCUCCGGGGCACACGGCUCCCCCGACACCUGCUGCUCCCAGCACUCUAUGGCCACAGCCGGCGCUGUGCGCUGACAGGUGUCCCGGGUAGCAGCACGCACUCACUGACUACCGCCACACUACUUUCUACUACGCAUCAUCUGCUGUGCUGCGGGCACGUCCUGUAGCUGCAUCUGCUGCUGGGGCUCCCUCCCUGUGUGUCCCGUCCUCAUCCCGCAAACUGUGCUACGUGUGAGAUUCCGGCGGCCGGGGACACGGCACUUGUCACUGGCAGCAGGUGCCCGGCGGCUUAUGCCCGUCACUGUGUGUGCCUGUAAGGUGUAUGAUCACAUGUAGUGCACCUGCCUCAGGGUCCCCGGGCAGGGGUGACAGCGGUAUGAGCCGCCCCGCACAUCACUGACAUCAGCAGCGGAGGGAACUAUCGUUCUUCCCGGGCACUAAGGACAGGCUGCUGGGGAGGGGGUGACACAGGCAGCAGGAGCGGGGAUGGAGGGCAGAUCAUGACUGCCGCUGCUGCCCCGCUACUAGCAGUACUAGCGACCCCGCAGCCGCCGCCGCCGCCAGGGGAGAGGAGGGCGGUGUGCGCAUGCGCCGGGCUGGACAGCUCCUGAGAGGGAAAUUUAAAAACGGUUUGGGACCGCAUAGACAUCACAUUACAUACAAAGGAGGAGAGAGCAGCCGCGGCCGGGACACCGGGAUCCGCUCACACCCCGCACACAGGCACCUGCUGCUGCCCUCAGAUAAGGAUAUACCGGCCUGCCUAGGACUACUAGGAGAUGAUAGACAGUGACAUCUCAGGAAUUAUGUCUGGAAUUAUCAGGACAUCAGAACAAAAUCACCCGCCAAGCCAAGAAUACAGGCUUGUGACCUCCGACCCUUCCCAAUUGCGAGAUGAUCUUCCAAAUGACUUACAGUCUCUGUCAUGGCUGACCUCUGUGGAUGUGCCCAGGUUACAGCAAAUGACUAGUGUUAGGAUGGAGUACACUAUUCCUUCACAGAACUCAGUCAUCCAGCAGCCAGGUCAGAUAUCAAAUACCGUACCUGGACAAAUGAUUCAUAUACCAACAAGCAUGCAGCAAGGAAUUCUGGAUCUUAACAGCAUGAAUUCACAUGGACCUAAUGUUAGCCAGUACAGUAUGGGAGGACAUCUGUCUCCAAGCCUACAGUCCCAGCAGUCUAUGUAUCAGUCUCAUACCCAGCAAAUCUAUGCAUUAUCUCAGGGACCUCAGCAGUGUUCUGCAGCUGGGAUAUUUGGUAAUACCUACAGAGCACAGCCUCCAUACUCUCAGGCACGCCUGGCAGUUCACCCUACGCAGGACUUGCACCCAAAGAACUAUCCUAAACCUAUCUACUCAUACAGCUGCCUUAUUGCAAUGGCCUUAAAGAACAGCAAAAAUGGCAGUCUGCCUGUCAGCGAGAUCUACAGCUUCAUGAAGGAACAUUUCCCAUAUUUCAAGACAGCACCAGACGGCUGGAAGAACUCAGUCCGGCAUAAUCUGUCCCUAAACAAAUGCUUUGAAAAGGUGGAGAACAAAUUGAGUGGAUCUUCACGCAAAGGAUGUCUGUGGGCAUUGAACCCUGCAAAGAUCGAGAAAAUGGAAGAGGAGAUGCAGAAGUGGAAGCGGAAAGAUCUGCCAGCCAUUCGCAGGAGCAUGGCUAAUCCAGAUGAACUUGAUAAACUGAUUAUGGACAGACCUGAAAACUGUAAAGCUCCAAGUAAGCUGCCAACCUCGGAAACUACAACAAUGACAACUUUUGGGAGUGCCCCAGGAAGAGUUCCUAUCACCCAUCUGCAGCCACACCCCGUCAUGACCUUGUCUUUACAGUCAAUACCAUUACACCAUCAAAUUCAGACUCAGGCCAGGAUUGCAUCAAGCUCUCCUGCCCCAGCCCAAAGCCCUCCUCUCCACGUGGUUCCAGAAAUGACCCAAAGCCCAUUGCACCAGCAUAUCAUAGGCAGGACGGCCUCUGACUUUCUCAGCCUUACCUCAGACAUGAGCACAGAAGUGGAUUCCCUUGACCCUAGUAUCAUGGAUUUCGCUUUACAAGGUAAUAUCUGGGAAGACAUGAAGGAUGAAAGUUUCAAUCUGGACACAUUUGCAGCCUUCAGCAAUUCCCCUCUCCAGCUGUCAGAUUGUGAUUUGGGUUCCAUUGGCCUUACACAAGUGUCUAGUAGCAGUGACCAUUCCUUUACAGACUUUCAAGUCACCAGCUUAUAUACCACAUAUGCCAAUAUGGACAAUGUGACCAGCUCCCAGUGUGUGACAGGAGCGGGCAAUAAGCCUAUAGCUUUGUUAUAGAGCUACUACAGACCACAUAGGCACAAAACCAAAACUGCAAGGACUAGAAGUGAACACAUUCUACAUUUUGUUUAUACUUUCCCUAAUAACAUUUCUUCUUUGUUAUGUAAUAAUGAGGAAGUGUAGCGUAUUGGAUGUAGAGAAUUCCUUUCUUCUUCUUUUUUAAUUUUGGGAACACUUAUUAUUUGCCGUGAGAGAACCAUGCUACAACUGAAGCUGUUUCAGGAUCACCUACUGGCCAUACUCAGCACCCAGACUUCCAAUGCGAUGAUUAAACCUACACUGAACUUCAACUUAUUAAAUGUUGCCAGUUAAACUGACGGAACUACUGUAAGAUGUCAAUAGCACUAUAAUUGAUCUGAUUGUUUUAGAUUUGUGUUAAAAGACCCAUGACAUACAUUGCAGAGCAAUUGUGAGUCAUAGGUGGCAGUGAAAGAUGUGAUAUUAUGGGACACUAUCACAGCUACCACUACAAGUACUAUGUGUCAAACUUCAAUAUUUGUCAUCCAUAAACCUGUAAAAGUUUCGACAUCUGGGAUCACUGUCAAUUCUAACAUGUCUCUUAUCGGUAUUUCUUUUUCCAAUUGCAUUCCAAGAGACAUACAUUAUUCAUCAAACCCAACCCAGCAGACCUUAAAAGUAACUGUAAUUACACAUCUUUCCAGAGGGCAUUGUUACAAAACAGCAGGGUUUGCACAGUUUGUUUACUUAUACUUUCUCUCUUUUUGUUUAUUGGUUCCUAAUUAAGGGGCAGUUAUAGUCAAAGAAAAAGGCUAUUACUAUGUAGUCACUGAAAGGGCUUUCUUUAAGAGGUAUAUAUAUACCCCUCUAGGCGCAUCAGGUCCUGUGAGACUCUGCUAGGGUUAGUGGCUUCUUUGCAUCUUUGCCAAAAAUGAGUCUUACUCGCAAUGCAAUAGAGACUCUGCUGAUUCAUUUGAUCUGUGUGAGACUUGUAUAUCUGUGUGAGACUUGAGUUUCUGAAUCUAUAUACAAAGUACUAUAUUGUAGCAGCCACAGCUUUUUUCCAUACCAAGUUCCGUUGUGCUUCAUAUACAGACUCAGUCACACGCAGAUAUACAAAUGUCACAAAUCAAUCAGCACAGUCUGCUGGUGCGUUGUACCCAAUUACAUUCUUCUUAUCAUACAUUUAGUAAUUAAUAUAAUUUGACAUUUUAAUUUUCCAUAAACCAAAUGAAGAAACAAAGUCUUAAUAUUAAUAUUUUAAUCAUUGCUUUUUAUAAGUUUUAUGUGCAAAAAUCUGUUAAGGCCUGGGUACUUUUGCCUGAAGCUUUUUACACUGACCUGUUUUGCAUUCUUUGCUAAAUCACUGUACAAAAUGUAUUUACCAACUGUUCAGCCUCAUUUGUAGGUUAGUAGAAUAGGAUGUGUUUUUACAUGUUUUUUUAUGUGUCAUAAUAUUGUAAUAGGCAGUAUUAUAUGUAAAUUUAUUUAUAUUUAUUCAUUUGAACAUGACUGUAAAUUAAGCAGUUCAUUAUUUCUGUGAA
This is a messenger RNA of Pseudophryne corroboree (corroboree frog), 3980 nucleotides long. RefSeq names its product forkhead box N4 (gene FOXN4). The record is from RefSeq and is a predicted model, not a curated record. Gene Ontology annotation, molecular function: DNA-binding transcription factor activity, RNA polymerase II-specific; transcription cis-regulatory region binding. The transcript is spliced from 10 exons. Bases 952 to 2475 code for a protein of 507 amino acids. NCBI's taxonomy places the organism in Eukaryota, Metazoa, Chordata, Amphibia, Anura, Myobatrachidae. Gene Ontology annotation, biological process: regulation of transcription by RNA polymerase II.